AUGAAUGAGUAUCCUAUACCUAGGCCAUACCCACUGGCCAAAUCCAAUACCGGUUUGAGUUUACAAACUAAUUGGAAAGCUGGUAGUAAUUGGAAAUUAUGGCUGAAAUUAGAUUACAAUAGUGAUGAAAUCAAUCAAGCUAUAAGUAUAGAGUUCGAUGAAAAUGACACCAUAGAGGACGUUAAGGACAAGCUUUUCAAUAGGUUAAACGGCACUCGAUGGAAUAGGUAUAAUGAUAUGAUGUCUGUGGGGAUUGGAAUUUACACUAACGUGCCAGACUUGCAAGAGAAUAUGACUAACCUUAACACUAGUGAUAAAAUUUUAAGUCAUUCACCUUCUUCAUUAAAAGAGCAAAUACUGCAAACAAAUAACAAUAGAAGUCCGCAAAAUAGUCCGUUAGAUAGACAGAAUUACAGAACGAGAUGGCUAGCAAAUCAUAGAAGGUCUAACUCAGCAAGCCCGACGUUCCAGUCAAUACCAAAUAAUAGGAUUACUCCAAUUCUCAAUAGUAAUUGGCAUUCGGAGUACCAUAAUGAACAAUUAAGUAGCUUAUAUUCGCAUCCGAAAUACGCGUCACCGAACCCUCAUGUUUCGAGACAAUCACCUAGAAAAAAUUUAAAAUACUCAGUGGAGGACAUUGAUGACUACCAUUACAAAAUAAUAUUUGAUCCUGACGAGCAAAUAUAUCAAAUCUACGUUUCACUAUUUGGUGCAAUUGGUUCACAGACUUCGUCAAGUGCUCUUUUGGUGUUUUCAAAUGUUGACAUGGGUCAUGCACCUCCACUUCCGAUGGAAUCGCCUGCUGCUGGUAUUUUUGAUGAUGAUCAUGACAAAUUUGCUGGACAUAUACAGGUAUUAUCACAAGAGCACAGUGUAGGCAAUAUGGAUACAUAUGACAAUGACAAUUCGCUACAUGGUUUUGGUAGUAAUAAUGCAGAUGAGGUAAAUUUUUAUGCCAACGGAACUGACAUUGACGAGAGGUCAAAUUCUGAACUACAAGCUGUGCAACCAGCCAUGCUUCUGUUACCAAAAGACUAUAGAUUAGAAGAGCAAGAGCAAUUGUACCACGAAUCGGAACAUAACUCAAAUGAACAAAACAAAGGCCUGGCGUUUAUCAGUGAUAGAAAUUCAUCAGCAUCCGUCCCCCAACUAGAAAAUGAUAAAUCCAAACAACUACAUGUGGAUACAAAUGUUUUAGACAAGCAGAACGCUAUAGAUUCUAAUAAUUAUAAGCAGGCAAAUUCUCUUCUUUUAUCGCCACUGGAUGUUCUCAAGACCACAGAGACUACACCAAUUCCUGUGUCAAAAGAAAAACAGCAAAAUAUAACAGCUCUGGACACACUCCCGUUUAAGUUAACAACUACCAGUGAAAAGGUGUUUCCAAAGAUUAAUGUCUUGAUUGUUGAAGAUAAUGUUAUCAACCAGGCUAUUUUGGGAUCAUUUUUGAGGAAAAAUAAGAUUUCAUACAAAAUUGCAAAAAAUGGUAAAGAAGCUGUGGAUAAGUGGAAGGAAGGAAACCUUCAUCUAAUUUUCAUGGAUCUGCAGCUACCUGUUCUUUCUGGUAUAGAAGCUGCAAAAAAAAUAAGGGAAUUGGAAAAAGAGAGAGGGAUAGCUAAUCAGAGUGAGCGGGUAUCUACACCAGGCUCAUUGUCAUCAAUUAACAUGAAUGGCUCUACAAAUUCACCUGUAAUUAUCGUGGCGCUAACCGCCUCAAACUCUCAGGAAGAUAAAAGAGAGGCACUAAUAUCAGGUUGUAACGAUUAUUUGACCAAGCCUGUAAAUUUGUUAUGGCUGAGCAAAAAAAUUACCGAAUGGGGUUGCAUGCAAGCUCUUAUAGAUUUUGAUGGUUGGAAAAAGGAAGCUAGUAGAAUGACUGAUAGUGUAUUAGUCAGGUCACCUCAUAGAAACCGAAUCCCAUCAGCGAACAAGAGUAGUACUUCUAUUUCAAGAAGUAGUAGUAGUGGUGGGAAAAAACAGGAGAGAGCGGUAUCUAUCAAUAAUUAG
This is a messenger RNA of Nakaseomyces glabratus, 2004 nucleotides long. It is a transcript of the gene SSK1, whose product is annotated as mitogen-activated protein kinase kinase kinase SSK1. The record is from RefSeq and is a predicted model, not a curated record. NCBI's taxonomy places the organism in Eukaryota, Fungi, Ascomycota, Saccharomycetes, Saccharomycetales, Saccharomycetaceae. Gene Ontology annotation, biological process: phosphorelay signal transduction system.